AUGCCAGAGAAAUUGGAUGUACUGAGUGGCUCCUGUGUUCAAAUCCCUUGUGCAUUUGAUGUUCCUCAAGAUUGCUCUACAUUUAACAGCACAGUAAUUACCUCCGGAGUGUGGAUUAAAGAAUCACCGUACUUUGGUGGCAGGCUGAACAUUGUGAUAUUUAACAGUAGUAAGACAUACAACACCUAUCAAGGGAAGAUAACUGGAAACAUGUCCUGGAAGAACUGCACCACAGUCUUCUUCAAUGUAACCUCUAGUUACACUAACAGCUACUUCUUCAGAAUUGAGAGUAGACCAUUCAGCGCAACAGACCCUGAGAAGUCUGUUCUUAUAGUUGUCAGAGAUUUGCCUCUCAGACCCAUGAUUACUGUCUCAGGUGAGAUGAAGGAAGAGAGGCCUGUCAGUUUGAACUGCUCUGCUGCAGCUCCCUGUCCCAAACACUCUCCUAAACUGACAUGGACUCUUACACCUGAGAACCAACUGCAAGAGAAUUCAGAUCAAACCAAAUCUGUUCUCUCCACGGUGACAUUCACUGCUUCACACCUUCAUCAUGAGAAGAACAUCACUUGUACUGCAGUCUACCCAGUAGGAACAAGCAACAAGACAGCUGAACAUACCAUGACGCUUAACGUUUUAUUCUCUCCUAAAAACACCUCAGCCUCCCUCAGUCCAGCUGAUCCAGUAUCAGUGGGCAGUUGUGUGAAUCUGACCUGCAGCAGCACAGCCAACCCUCCUGUGACAAACUUCACCUGGUUCCAGAUUUGUGGGGGUAAACCAACACAGGUAGCAUCUGGACAGACCUACACCAUCAAUGUGACUGUUGGUGAUGGAGGGAUGUACUACUGUGAAGCAAGAAAUGAUCACGGCAUUGAGAAGUCAAUGAAAGUGCUUCUAGCUAUUGAAGUUGGGAUGGUGUAUACUAAUCAGGCCAUGACCGGAGAAGAACCAGAGGAACCAGCAGAAGACCAGCCUGAGGAGAUCCACUACGGUGAGAUAGACUUCUCCAAACUUCAGCCCAAAGAGACACCAGCUGUAGCCCUGGACAGGGAACAGGGGCAGGAGAGUGAAUACGCUGAAGUCAGUGUGACCGGGAGAGGGGCCCAGGAACCUCCAGUUAAAACUACUUCAGGAUCGGUGUCCGUUCCACGGGACGGUUGA
This is a messenger RNA of Oncorhynchus kisutch (coho salmon), 1158 nucleotides long. RefSeq names its product myelin-associated glycoprotein-like. Bases 1 to 1158 code for a protein of 385 amino acids. The transcript has 5 exons. Lineage: Eukaryota; Metazoa; Chordata; Actinopteri; Salmoniformes; Salmonidae. The record is from RefSeq and is a predicted model, not a curated record.